Messenger RNA from Oldenlandia corymbosa var. corymbosa, 1539 nucleotides. The record is from the annotation of a GenBank genome assembly. Lineage: Eukaryota; Viridiplantae; Streptophyta; Magnoliopsida; Gentianales; Rubiaceae.
AUGGCAACACGGAAGAAUCAAAGCGGGAAAGAGCCGAUCUCAUCACGGGUUUAUUGUGAUGAUGAUGAUGAUAGUGAUACUAGUGAUACUGAAGAUAGUAGUAAGCGUAAGAUUCGGUCUAGUCAGCCGAUUCAUGUACCCAAGUAUUCUCAGGACGACCUGGAAGAGGGGGAUGAGGAUGAGGAGGAUGAGGAGAAUGAGUUUGAUGAGGAUGAUGUGCAGGACAGUGUUAUGAUGGGUGCACAUCACAGAGAUACGCCUAUGUACAAUCUUAGUAGUUACCCUCCUCCUCGGUACUCCAGUUGUCCCCGGCCUGGUCCUCGCGGUUUACCCUCUCCCCCUACCCCUAUCCCUUCUCCUAUGAGUGGUGAGUGGCGCAGUCCAUAUCAUAGUCUCUCUUUCCCGCAUUCGGGUGAAUUCCCACAGGGUAUAUCCACCGGUAGUCAGCCUCGUCCCCCCCGCCCCGCUCAGGCAUCUCCCCCCUACAUUGAUCCCGUGUCCCCUCACGGAGGUCCCGUCUCCGCUCGAGUAUCUACACGUCCUCCCCCUCUCAUUGAUCCUGUGGGCCCUAGCCGAGGUCCCGGAUCCACUGGACUAUCUACACGUCUAGUUACCACUACUGCAUCAUCAGGCGGCAGCAGCCAGUCGAGAGUUUCUGAUGAAAUUGAUCCGACUACAUGGCUAGUGAUAUAUGAAGUACCUGGUGGGCCGAUAGAUGGUAGCGUGAUUCCUAGCUUCCUUGGGCAUAUUGCUUAUCAUUUCUGGCAUGGAUACAAUAGACCCACAUUGAAGAUUUUUAAAGGCGAAAAGAUUCUGAAUAAGUUGAAGAUGUGGUAUAAAGAUAUGGAUGAUGUAGGAGGGCGAGUUACCCGUGGGGGUAAUGACAGGCCCAGAGUACAUGACUGGAUACCACCAUCUUUUGCGGGGCCGACAUCUGUGCUAGAUCGUCUUCGUCAGGUUAGGGAGCGUCUCGACCGUUUCACCGAGUUAGAGGUUAAUUGGGAGCCAUUUGGACAUGGCCAACAAGGAAUAGUUCCUAGGACUAUCUACAGUGGGUGGAUAAUGCAUAGGAACUUGCAGGAGUCAUACAUGCCGGACAGAUGUAUACGUCAGAGUGGCUACGUACAGAGCAUUCCUCGUUCGCCCAUGUCCCUUGAUGAUGCAUUCCGAGGACCCAGGACUACCCAGUACUUUGUACAGCAUUCUGCUGUUGACACACUCAGUACUUGGAAGAGAUUCCCGGAGCCAGCGUGUCUUAAUUUGACCAGAUGGCGACCCAAUAUCGGUGACAUCGUAGGAGAGUGUGAGGAUGGGUACCUUGAAUGGUACAUGCAGUAUUCACAUCCAUUUCUGCUGCCGACAACUGACCCAUCUGCGGUCUCUACACCAGCUAGGAGCAGUCAGGAUUAUUGGAUGAAUGAAUUGAGGAAGCUGACGAGGGACCUGAUUAGAAAGGUCAAAGUGUCCGAUCGCGACCUGGCUGACGAAUAUGAUGAGAAGCUGCAGGAUACGAUGAUCCGUUAUUACAAGGCCCCAUGA